AUGAAUGUUGUUCAAGUUCCUCCUAUAAGUGGAUGUAAGUUGUGCAACAGCAAAGUGGAACGAGAGAAAAGAUUGAUUACUGUCCAAGGACAAAUUUUGGCGAAGCUCGGUUUAAAGAUGCCCCCGGAUGAAAGUGAAACUGUUUGGAAUGUGAGUCGUCAGGUCUUGCAGACCUACAAAAGUGCGGUGAGGGAAAAAGACAAGCUUUUACUUGAAACGAAAAUUUGCCGUUCCCAGAUUGACACCGAAGAGUUUUUCGCGAAGAGAGUUGAGCGAAUUCUGCUGGAAAAAGAGGUCGCGCGAACGGCUGUAUCAAGUUCUAAAGACAGGAAUGUCAAAGAUAUAUACUGGCUGAGGUUUAAUACCAGUAGGCUGGUGAAGGAGAAAGUUAGCGUGUCUCUGGCAGAGCUGCGCGUUUAUCAGACACCAAACCAGCGACAUCCUGUGAGUGAUGUGCGAAUUGAUGUUUGUGAAAACACACGAAAAUACGACAAAAACAACAUACAUGGCUGCUCCACUGUGCUAAGCACAAAGUGGAGCGUGUCCACUGAAGAGAAAUGGAUCUCUUUCGAUGUGACCUCAGUGGUUCAGGGAUGGUUAGAUGAUUCAGAAACGAACCACGGAUUGACAGUGACUGUUACAAGUUCUUUACCUACGGGAAACGAUUGGCAUGUCUCUCCAAUUUAUCUGGGCGAUGUCGAUCCAGUGCUCAACAAUGCGGAAAGCGAAGACGACGAGCCAUGGCCGCAUAUUCUCGCCUGGUUUGUGCCUAAUGAACGAGUGCAGUCGACAAAAAGAAAAAGGCGAUCUCUUAAUUCGGAUUACUGCCGGAUACGACCAAAAGAGACUCGCUGCUGCCUUCGCUCGCUGUACGUGGACUUUCGAAAGGAUUUGCGGUGGAAUUGGAUACAUGCGCCUAAAGGUUUCUACCCAAACUACUGCGCAGGACAGUGUUCUUUUAUGUGGGGAGUUGAUAAAAAAAAUCAUCACACCUCCAUCAUGACUUUGUACAACAAGAUCAAGCCUAGCGCCCCAGGGGACCCCUGCUGUGUACCUAAGACUUAUGAGCCCCUGGUCAUUCUGUACUUCAAGGACGGUGAACCCAAAAUCGAGGAACUGUCCAAUAUGGUGGUCAAUGAGUGCAUAUGCCUCUAA
Molecule: messenger RNA, 1155 nt
Organism: Pocillopora verrucosa
Lineage: Eukaryota; Metazoa; Cnidaria; Anthozoa; Scleractinia; Pocilloporidae
Product: transforming growth factor beta-2 proprotein-like
Biological process (GO): regulation of cell population proliferation; transforming growth factor beta receptor signaling pathway
Cellular component (GO): extracellular region
Molecular function (GO): growth factor activity; cytokine activity
Source: RefSeq, a predicted model, not a curated record